Candidula unifasciata is the source of this 1497-nucleotide messenger RNA. The record is from the annotation of a GenBank genome assembly. NCBI's taxonomy places the organism in Eukaryota, Metazoa, Mollusca, Gastropoda, Stylommatophora, Geomitridae.
AUGCGUUUUAAACAGACCAAACCACAACAUGUGAAAAAGAAAGCUGAAAAUGAUGAUUCUCAAGUGAGUAUCAGCAAAGAAGCUCGUGCGAGAACCUGCAACACUAGCAAUGAAUGGGAGAAUUACGACUGCGUCGAUGGUGAUGUGGACCUGGAAAAACUGAAAGCAGAUUCCCAUUGUUCUGGCCUGGGUUCAACAUUAAAACAACAAAACGGUCAUGAGACUGUGAUGGAUUUGGGCCCCAUGCUAGAGUUCUACAGCAAUGAAGAUUGUAGUGAGCCUGGAGCUGCAUCUGAAAAUCAUCUAGAUGAUCCCCCUACCCCUGCUGUUACUGAGAAUGAUGUAAUUAUCCAAGGACGUCGGCCAAUUUUCUCAGAGCCAGAAGAAUCUAUCAUUGCAACCCAGCUGAAGCAGUGGAAGGAGCAAGGAAUGAAGUACACGAGGUUGGAUGUUGUAAAGAUGGCCUCAGAAUAUGCAGUACACCUAGGUAAGCGACCUCAAGGAAGACCGCUCACUGUCAAAUGGUUCAGAAGUUUCCUUACUCGCCACCCAGAAUGCUACAUCAGAAAAUCCAGAAAGACCAAAGCGGAGCGACCAGAGAAGCAGUAUUUUAAUCAGCUAGACAUCAUAUUGACUACUUAUAAUAUGAAGGAGAGCCCGCAUUGUAUUUUCAGCCUAGUAGAACUGCCGUUGCCAAUGUUAAAAAAUGGUGAUGUGUCUUUAGCCGAAGACUUGAGCGUGAACGGUGGCACCGUGAAUGGAAGUAAGCUUCAUCGCAAGCUGACUUUUCUUGGGAAGGUUCCCUCCAGCAUUCUCUUUUGUGGGAGUGCAGCAGGACAGGCUUUGCCACCGUUUCUGCUGUUCGCUGGUAAAACCAUGGAGAAGUCAGUUCUGUCUGGUUUGACACCAGGAGCUGGUGGAGUGGCUUGUCCUGCAGGCCGGGCUACAUCAGAGGUUCUGGUGACAUUUUUGCGAGAGCACUUUCUGUCACAGGCUCCUGGCAGGGCAGGAGAUACUCUAAUCCUUCUACUGGAUGCCAACUUUGGACGCUGUCUAAAUCAGGCGGUUAUCGAUUUAGGCUCAGCUUUCAAGGUGGUAUUUAUAACAGCCCAGACUACAGUGAAUCCCCACCUCCAUCCAAUGGCUGUUGGAUGCUGCAACACUUUUCAGCGAGAGCUCUGCUAUGAACUGCAGAAACCACUGUACACAUCUGAAUCUGCAUCUGUCUCCUCAGCCUCCAUCUGUGAGUUCUUAUGUCGACUGUACCACCGUAACAUGUCCGCUGAGAAUCUACACUCAACGUUCAGAAAGGCAGGAAUUUUCCCAUUUAAUCCCUCCAUCUGCCGAAAGCGUUAUGGGUUAGCCACUGUCCGCUCUGGGAACUCCAGCAAAAAUGCCGGCUUAGUGUCUAGUGUCCUUAAUCCACUGAUAAGGAGCAGCGGGAAUAAUGAGGAUUUUGAGGGCAGCCACAUGGACGAUGAUGGAGACCUACAAUGA